Messenger RNA from Exophiala xenobiotica, 933 nucleotides. RefSeq lists its product as uncharacterized. Gene Ontology annotation, molecular function: oxidoreductase activity. Bases 1 to 933 code for a protein of 310 amino acids. NCBI's taxonomy places the organism in Eukaryota, Fungi, Ascomycota, Eurotiomycetes, Chaetothyriales, Herpotrichiellaceae. The transcript is spliced from 2 exons. The record is from RefSeq and is a predicted model, not a curated record.
AUGUCGGUACAAGGGAAAGUUGCUAUUGUCACAGGAGCCGGCCUGGGGUUAGGCAGACUGUACGCUCUUGCCCUUGCUGCACGAGGAGCAAAAGUCCUGGUCAAUGACUACGGUGGCAAUCUGGAAGGACAAGCUGGCACUAUCACGAGAGCGCAAUCGGUUGUCGACGAGAUAAAGGCUGCGGGCGGUAUUGCAGUAGCUCACAAUGGAGAUGUUUCCAGGGACGCAAAGCAUAUCGUGCAAGCGGCGGUCCAGGAGUUCGGCACAGUCGACAUACUGAUCAACAAUGCGGGAAUCACGGGCAAGAUUUCUCAUCACGACAACGUCGACAGUGCAGCGUUCAUGCGUGUCCUCGAGAUCUCUGUCUUGGGGACCGCUUUGGUAACCAGCGCGGCGUACUCGGUUAUGGCGAGACAAUGCUACGGGAGAAUUGUUAAUGUGUCUUCUAACGCCAUUUACGGCUUCGGGGCAGGCGGCGAUUGUGCCUAUGGUGCAGCUAAAGGAGCUACUUUCGCUAUGUCCAGAGAGCUGGGGAGAUGGUCCGAGAGAGACGGCAUCAAAAUCAAUUGCAUUAUGCCUUCGGCAGCGUCGAGGAUGACCGACCUCUCAGAGGGAACGAAGAAGGUGUCGGCCUAUUUUCCGCCAGAGGGAGUGGUACCUUUUGUAGUUGCGCUUUGCUCGGAAGAAUGCCCGACCUCUGGUGAGGUUUUCACGGCCAGUGCCAAUCGAGCCGCGAGGGAGACCCUGGCAACCUUUCCGGGCGUCAAUUCCGAUAAUCCAGAAGGAUAUCUGAAAGACUGGGACAAGGUCAUGGGAAAGGGUGACGUUCCGUAUCUGGCAGACAGCACGCUUGAUCAAGUCAAGUAUAUCAUCCGCCAUGCACACGGCACAGAGAUGGAAGAUAUACCUGAAUUUGGUAUUGCUGGAAAAUGA